Messenger RNA from Oncorhynchus masou masou (cherry salmon), 8798 nucleotides. Its product is annotated as sodium channel protein type 2 subunit alpha-like. The record is from RefSeq and is a predicted model, not a curated record. Gene Ontology annotation, molecular function: protein binding; voltage-gated sodium channel activity. Bases 240 to 6260 code for a protein of 2006 amino acids. NCBI's taxonomy places the organism in Eukaryota, Metazoa, Chordata, Actinopteri, Salmoniformes, Salmonidae. The transcript is spliced from 27 exons. Gene Ontology annotation, cellular component: voltage-gated sodium channel complex; plasma membrane; axon. Gene Ontology annotation, biological process: membrane depolarization during action potential; neuronal action potential; sodium ion transmembrane transport.
UCCUGUGUGAUUUUUUUGGAGGGGGGUCUAUCUCUGGGAAAUACUACAUUAUAGAGAGGAAAACCUUUUGACUUAAUCAAGUAUCCACAUGUGUCCUCGAAUCACCUUUUUACUCGGGAGAAAGCAACAUCAAGGCGUGCCUGGCGAUUAUUGGCGGAUUCUUCAACCUUCUUUGAUGACAAACUAAUGCUCUUUCUAAUGCAGGAGGCGAGCCGUUCACUCUGAAAGUGCAGGAUGAAAUGAUGGAACAGCUACUUGUACCGCCAGGACCAGACAGCUUCCGCCCGUUUUGUCGUGAGUCCCUCGAUGCCAUCGAGAGGCGGAUCGCUGACGAGAACGCCAAGAAGUCCAAGGCGAAGCCCAACAAUGAUGACGACAAUGGGCCUAAGCCCAGCAGUGACCUGGAGGCUGGCAAAUCACUGCCACUCAUAUAUGGGGACAUUCCCAAAGGAUUGGUGUCUACACCACUGGAGGACUUGGACACCUUUUACAGCAAUCAGAAAACCUUUAUAGUGUUGAACCGAGGGAAGGCCAUCUUCCGCUUCAACGCCACUCCUGCAUUGUAUGUCUUAAACCCCUUCAACCCUCUUAGAAGAAUAUCAAUUAAGGUUUUGGUACACUCAUUGUUCAGCAUGGUAAUCAUGUUGACUAUCCUUACCAACUGUGCGUUUAUGACCCUGAGUCAGCCCCCAGACUGGACAAAGAAUGUCGAGUACACAUUCACUGGAAUCUAUACAUUUGAAUCUCUUAUAAAAAUUCUGGCAAGGGGCUUCUGUGUAGGGAAGUUUACUUUUCUCCGAGACCCAUGGAACUGGUUGGAUUUCUGUGUUAUUGUCAUGGCAUAUGUCACAGAGUUUGUGGACCUGGGCAAUGUCUCAGCACUGAGAACGUUCAGGGUUCUCCGAGCUUUGAAAACUAUAUCGGUCAUCCCAGGCCUGAAGACCAUUGUGGGAGCGCUGAUCCAGUCAGUGAAGAAACUGUCAGACGUGAUGAUCCUCACUGUAUUCUGCCUAAGUGUCUUUGCCCUAGUAGGGCUGCAGCUGUUCAUGGGGAAUUUAAGAAACAAAUGUUUAAGGAUCCCUCUUAACUCAACCAACCUCUUUGAUGAUUCAGUCGACUUUAAUGGGACGGACCUCAACAAGACCAGCUCGUUCAACUGGACCUAUUACACGAAUGAUCCCAAAAAUUAUUACUACCUCCCAGGUAAAAAAGAUGCUUUGCUUUGUGGAAAUGGCAGUGGUGCCGGGCUGUGCCCAGAGGGAUUCUGGUGCAUCAAAGCAGGCCGGAACCCAGAUUACGGCUACACCAGUUUUGACACGUUCAGCUGGGCCUUCCUGUCUCUGUUCAGACUGAUGACUCAGGACUACUGGGAGAACCUCUACCAGCAGACCCUGAGGGCUGCUGGGAAGCCAUACAUGAUCUUCUUUGUGUUGGUCAUCUUCCUGGGCUCCUUCUACCUUAUCAACCUAAUCCUGGCUGUGGUUGCCAUGGCCUACGAUGAGCAGAACCAGGCCACCAUUGAGGAGGCUCAGCAGAAGGAGGAGGAGUUUCAGAAGCUGAAGAGACAGCAGGAGGACGCACAGGCGGCGGCAGCGGUGACAGCGGCUGAGAGUGGGGAGUUCAGUGAGAGAGGGGAGCUCACUGACACCUCCUCAGAGGCCUCCAAACUCAGCUCCAAGAGUGCCAAAGAGAGACGCAACAGGCGCAAGAAGAAAAAGCAGAGAGAAGAGGAGGAGAGAGGGGACAAUGACAAGUUUCACAGGUCUGAGUCUGAGGGCAGUAUGCAAAAGAGUCGUUUCCGCUUCUCCAUAGAUGCCUCCAACCUGCUCAACUACGACAUGAGAUGUUCCACACCACACCAGUCCUUCCUGAGUAUCCGUGGACCCCUGUUCUCAUCCAGACGAAACAGCCAGGCAAGCCUCUUCAGCUUCCGGGACCGAGCGCAAGACAUGGGCUCGGAGAACGACUUUGCCGACGACGAGAACAGUACUUUCGAGGACAACGACAGUCGCCGGGGAUCUCUGUUUGUCCCCCGGCGGAGCGACCGGCGCUCCAGCAACCUCAGCCAGAACAGCAUGUCAUCACAUGUCCUGUUGCCCGCCAAUGGGAAGAAGCACAGCUCCGUGGAUUGCAAUGGGGUGGUGUCCCUGGUGGGCAGGGCUUCACUUCCCACAUCACCUGAGGGACUCCUUCUGCCAGAGGUGACAGUAGAUAAAGCCUCUACCGAUGACAACGGCAACACUACGGAGCCAGAGUACAGAAAGGCCCGAUGUGAAUCGUACCAGGCCUCUAUGAACCUCCUGGAGGACCCAGGUGCCAGGCAGAGGGCCUUCAGUGUAGCUAGUGUUAUAACUAACACUAUGGAAGAACUUGAAGAGUCGAGACAGGAGUGCCCUCCUUGCUGGUACAAGUUCGCCAACACCUUCCUCAUCUGGGACUGUUGUCCGGCAUGGCUGAGGAUCAAGAAGACAGUCAAGAUGAUCGUGAUGGACCCGUUUGUAGACCUGACUAUCACCAUAUGUAUUGUUCUGAACACAGUGUUCAUGGCUAUGGAGCAUCACUCAAUGUCUGGGGAUUUCAAAAAAAUGCUUUCUGUGGGAAACCUGGUGUUCACAGGUAUCUUCACAGCUGAGAUGUGUUUCAAGAUUAUUGCUUUGGAUCCGUACUGUUAUUUUAAGGAAGGCUGGAAUAUAUUUGAUGGUAUCAUUGUCAGUUUGAGCUUGAUGGAGAUUGGCUUGGCCAACGUGUCUGGAAUGUCUGUCCUCAGAUCAUUCCGAUUGCUGAGAGUGUUCAAACUGGCCAAGUCUUGGCCCACACUGAACAUGCUGAUCAAGAUCAUUGGUAACUCAGUGGGGGCUCUGGGUAACCUCACCCUGGUCCUGGCCAUCAUCGUCUUCAUCUUCGCCGUGGUGGGCAUGCAGCUGUUUGGGAAGAACUACAGAGACUGUGUGUGUAAGAUCUCUACAGACUGCACACUGCCCCGCUGGCACAUGCAUGACUUCUUCCACUCCUUCCUGAUUGUGUUCCGGGUGCUGUGUGGGGAGUGGAUCGAGACUAUGUGGGACUGUAUGGAGGUGGCUGGCCAGAGCAUGUGUCUCAUUGUCUUCAUGAUGGUCAUGGUCAUCGGGAACCUGGUGGUCCUGAAUUUGUUCCUGGCCCUGCUGCUGAGCUCGUUCAGUGCUGAUAACCUGGCGGCCACGGAUGAUGACAGCGAGAUGAACAAUCUGACGGUGGCCAUAGGCCGCAUCCACCAGGGCAUCGCCUUUGUCAAGGCCUUGGUGUGCCGCUCCUUCCACAGCAUCUGUCUGAGGAAAAAGAAGGGGAGCCUGAACGAGGACAAGCCCCUGGAUGACCUCCACAGAACCAACUACAACUCCAACCACACCACUGGGGAGAUCAUGAAAGACCCUGAAUACGUGAAGGAUGACAAUGGCACCACCGGUGGGGUAGGAAUGGGAGUGGGUAGCAAUGCAGCAGGGAAGUACAUAGUCAACGACAACACUGACUACAUGCAGUUCAUCCACAACCCCAGUCUGACUGUCACGGUGCCCAUCGCUGUGGGGGAGUCGGACUUUGAAAACCUCAACACUGAGGACUUCAGCAGCGAUUCCUCGGACAUAGAGGGAAGCAAAGAGCAACUAGGUAAAGACCGUCCACUGAGCUCAUCAGAGGGAAGUACAGUGGACAUCAGGCCCCCAGGAGAGAGAGAGGGCUCGGUGGACAUGGAGCCUGAGGAGUCCAUGGAAGCUGAAGGAUGCUUCACUGAUGGCUGUGUCCGUAGAUUCCAAUGCUGCCAAGUGAACGUUGAGGAGGGCAAGUGGAAGAUGUGGUGGACAUUGAGGAAGACCUGCUUCAGGAUAGUGGAGCACAACUGGUUUGAGAGCUUUAUCAUCUUCAUGAUCCUGCUCAGCAGUGGAGCGCUGGCAUUUGAGGACAUCUACAUCGAACAGAGGAAGACCAUUAAGACGGUGUUGGAGUUUGCGGACAAAGUCUUCACCUACAUCUUCAUUCUGGAGAUGUUGCUGAAAUGGGUAGCCUAUGGAUUUGCCAAAUACUUCACCAACGCCUGGUGCUGGUUGGACUUUCUUAUUGUUGACGUCUCUUUGGUCAGCCUUGUGGCCAACGCCCUGGGCUACUCUGAGCUGAGUGCCAUCAAGUCCCUGAGGACGCUGCGAGCGCUGAGGCCCCUGAGAGCGCUGUCCCGCUUCGAGGGCAUGAGGGUGGUCAUCAACGCUCUGCUUGGAGCCAUCCCCUCCAUCUUCAAUGUGCUGCUGGUGUGCCUCAUCUUCUGGCUCAUCUUCAGCAUCAUGGGUGUCAACCUGUUUGCAGGGAAAUACUACCAUUGUAUCAACAUGACCACGAGGGAGCGCUUCGAAGUCAGAGACGUGGCAAACAAGACAGAAUGUUUGGCUUUGAAAGGUACCCACUGGAAGAAUGUCAAGAUCAACUUUGAUAACGUGGGAGCAGGCUAUCUGGCACUGUUACAAGUGGCUACAUUCAAAGGCUGGAUGGAUAUCAUGUAUGCAGCUGUGGACUCUCGCAAUUUGGAUGAUCAACCCGACUACGAAGUGAAUCUGUACAUGUAUCUGUACUUUGUGGUAUUCAUCAUAUUUGGAUCCUUCUUCACACUCAACCUCUUCAUUGGUGUCAUUAUAGACAACUUCAAUCAGCAAAAGAAAAAGUUUGGAGGUCAAGACAUCUUCAUGACAGAGGAACAGAAGAAAUACUACAAUGCUAUGAAGAAGCUCGGCUCAAAGAAACCCCAAAAGCCUAUCCCUAGGCCAGUGAACAAGUUUCAAGGAUUUGUUUUUGAUUUCAUUACAAAGCAAGCCUUCGACAUUGUCAUCAUGAUUCUUAUAUGCCUUAAUAUGGUCACCAUGAUGGUGGAGACGGAUGACCAGGAAAACGACAUUCGUAAAAUUCUCUACAAUAUCAACCUGGUGUUUAUUGUCAUGUUCACCGGAGAGUGUAUUCUGAAGAUGAUCUCACUCCGACAAUACUACUUUACCAUUGGCUGGAAUGUAUUUGACUUUAUCGUUGUUAUCCUGUCGAUAAUUGGUAUGUUUCUCUCGGAAGUGAUAGAGAAGUACUUGGUUUCACCAACCUUAUUCCGAGUCAUUCGACUGGCCCGAAUUGGCCGUAUCCUUCGCCUCAUCAAGAGUGCCAAGGGAAUCCGUACACUCUUGUUUGCGUUGAUGAUGUCACUUCCUGCAUUGUUCAACAUUGGUCUUCUGCUCUUCUUAGUGAUGUUUAUCUAUGCAAUCUUUGGCAUGUCCAACUUUGCAUACGUCAAGAAGGAGUCUGGGAUUGACGACAUGUUCAACUUUGAAACGUUCGGCAACAGCAUGAUCUGCCUGUUCCAGAUCACCACGUCAGGGGGCUGGGAUGUCCUGCUGGCCCCCAUCCUCAACAAGGGAGAGCCAGACUGCGACAGCCGGAAAGAGCACCCAGGAAGCACGUACAAGGGGGGAGACUGUGGAAACCCCUCUGUGGCCAUUAUCUUCUUUGUGAGCUACAUAAUCAUAUGUUUCCUUGUUGUGGUCAACAUGUACAUUGCUGUCAUCUUAGAGAACUUCAGUGUGGCCACUGAGGAGAGCGCUGAGCCCCUGAGUGAGGAUGACUUUGAGAUGUUCUAUGAGGUCUGGGAAAAGUUUGAUGCGCGGGCCACCCAGUUCAUGCAGUAUGACAAGCUGUCAGACUUUGCUGACGCCCUAGACCCCCCGCUACGCAUCUCUAAGCCCAACAAGAUCCAGUUGAGCUCAAUGGAUUUACCCAUGGUGAGUGGGGAGCGCAUCCACUGCCUGGACAUCCUGUUUGCCUUCACCAAACGUGUCCUGGGCGAGGGCGAAGGCUUGGACAUCCUCCGGGGUCAAAUGGAGGAGCGCUUUAUGGCCUCCAACCCCUCCAAGGUGUCCUACGAACCAAUCACCACCACACUGCGCCGCAAGCUAGAGGACAUGUCUGCCCUGGUCAUCCAGAGAGCUUUCAGACGAUAUCUUCUCAAGCGUAUUGUUAAGCGGGCCUCUGCCAUGUACAAGGAGAAGAUACAAAGUGGAGGCACGCUCCUUGAUAAAGAGGUUCUCGUCAUAGACAAAUUUAACGAGAUCUCUAAUUCAGACAGAACUGACAUGACACCCUCCACAGCUUCUCCCCCAUCAUAUGACAGUGUCACAAAACCUGAAAAAAACAAAUAUGAAAAAGACAAGAGAAAGAAGGAGGUGAAGGAGAAAAAAAAGUACAUGGAUGUUGGGAAGAUUUAGCAUAGAUUUAAUUCUGCUACAAAUUGUUUACAGCCUUUGAAGGUGACCAAUGUGUCAAGUGAACCCCUUCUUUGGUGUGAAUAUCUAUGCCAAACUGACAAUGCUUACUUGAGUCUAAAUGUAAGGUUGGUGCCUAACAUGAGGUAGUGACUCAACCUCUUAGGCUGUAAGGUGACCAGUUGUUUGGAUGUUAAUUUCUGUGGGGACUAAAACAAAUGUUUGCCAGCUUUAUAGGGACAGGUAAAACAUGUUGUGUGUUGUUCCAAUCAGAAACAUUUAGUUAUACUGUAACUUCUCUUGCAGCUAGUACUUCCAGGGUUGCGUCCAGUCUCUUGCAUUAUAACUGCCAUAUGAUUUACUAACUUUGUUUUCUGACAGAAUCUUGUUUUUAAAACUCAUAGGUUGAUUGUGUGACUAUUUUUGUAAACAUAUGUUUUACUGUAAAACGAGGGGUUUCAUGUAUUGCUUUAAAAGGUAGUCGUGUUCACUUUAAAUGUUCAUACAACUUGACUAGUCAAGUGUGAUCAAACACACAUCCUUGUGGGGUGCAGGGCCGAAAGAAGUUGGCAUAAAAGAAAUUUGGGCCUGCACACUCAUAAACCGUUUUUAAAUGAAGGUAUAUGGUGGAGCUUAUGCAUGUGCGCGCUCUGUUUCGAGCAUAAGACAUGACUACUCAUGACAACCAUUAUUGCUGCAGUGCAGUUAGGGGGAUUGCUGCAGUUCAAUCGACAUGUAGACCUGCAUGAAUGCUUACCCAUGAUUACAGUGUUGCAUUACGCACCCUCACCAAAAUGAGCUUGCUUUCUCCGUGAUGUCUGAGGGGCUCAUACUUUGAUGAAUCUGUAUCAUUAUGUUACUCUCACUAUUACAAAUCAACAGGAAAGAUUUCUCCUGAGCAUACAGUCCAAAUACCAUUACCAACAAUCGUUGCCUAUAAUCAGUUUUCCGAACAAUAACACGCUCUAGAAAAACAUAGUUUUCCUCCUUUCAUUCAUCAGAAACCACAGUACAAUGCAGAAUACAUUCAUCUUUAGUGCUGGCUCACAGAGUUGAUACACAUAGUAUUCGUGGUCCAGCUCUUCUGUCCAGCUUGAACCUCAAUGGCCUCAAAGUCUAUACUGUCUUUUCCCGUCACAGUGGUGAAUGAUAAAAUGAAUGUCCUCUGCACAGUAUAGUUGUGACCAUCAGGUGUAAAUCGCCUCAAAUAAUCUCCAAGCCUCGUCUGACAGGUGAAACACUGUAUUCUGUGUCAUAUAUGCUCACUUAAGAGGCAUUCCAAAAGCAUGUAUCUUGUGUACUCUGCGGUUUUGGUACUGCAACAUCAUUAGUAAGUGCUAUAAAACUUGUAAUUUACCAAAUUUAAAUUGCUUUGAGUUUACCUUUCCUACCCACUUCCCAAAUCAUGUUCCACCGUUAUUGACGUAUCUGUAUGUACAUAUUCUAUAAUAUAUGAAAUAUACAAAUAUAUUUGAUAUAUUAUGUGAUGUUUCAUGUAUAAUGGAAUAUACAAAGUUUUUAAUGUUAUUUAAUACAUAUAUCUAUUAUAUUCUGCAUUCUCUGCUCUAUAUGGCAGACAGACCAGAGUAUGAAGCAUCCAGUUGAGGCCGUGGGAAGAUUUUGUAGUUAGAUUACACUCAAUGUCUAUAUAAAUAUUGUAAUAUGAUCAUUUUUCUUUGUACUGUACAACUGUUUUGUAAAUAGUUUGCUAUACAAUAUGGCCGCACUGUCUGCGCUAUAGCCACUUUAGUUAUUUAAGCUUCACCACACCCUUUCAUUUGGAAACGCCUCAUGUGAUCUAGUGAAGGGGAAAUGGACUUCUCAUUUGGAUUCUUUCAUCUUUUAUUUUGUGUCAUUUAUAAACUGUGGUAACAGUUUACCUCAUAUGCUUUAUCAUAAUAAAUAUCUAAGAUGGAACAUCAGGUUCAGAGAAUUCUGAAUAUGAUUGUCUCAAGGCUAGUGUGACAGCACACGUCUUCGAUUGUUUCCUACAUUUGUUUACAUAGUUAUCCAAUUCCUCAGGAUGUUACUUUUGUUAGCUGUUCCCUUUGUAUAAAGUGUCACAAGUGUCUGUAAUUAGAAUGUUUCAAAGUAUGUUAUGAAGAGCAUAUGUUGCAUGUAAUAAAAACAUUCAUAAUAUGUAUAAACUAUACAUGUAUACACAAUGAAUGUUUUGAUUACGUAACAUUUAAUAGAUCACAUCUUUAUAUGCAUUAUGCUUGUAGUGUAUGAGUAAACUGCAUGCAAGAUAUAACCCAUCUCAUUGAAAAGCCAAAAGAAUAAAGAAUACAUGUGCCUCAGGUAUGUCUGUAAAAUAUGAAUUUAUUCCAUCACACGUGUUUGACUAUUAAUUUGCGACAUUGCCAUCCAUACAGUACAUCAACAUACUCUAUAAAUCCAAGUUUUGCAUGCUUAACAAAUGUUUGCAAAUCAGUGGCCAGUGAGUUAAACGGAUUCAUCUAAGGUCCCUCUUUUUCCAUGUCAGCAAAUACUUUUUAUUUGAUCAUGUGACCUGACCAGUGAAAAUGUGUGGCCCCAAUU